Astyanax mexicanus (Mexican tetra) is the source of this 2935-nucleotide messenger RNA. It is a transcript of the gene cd44a, whose product is annotated as CD44 molecule (Indian blood group) a. The transcript has 7 exons. The record is from RefSeq and is a predicted model, not a curated record. Gene Ontology annotation, biological process: inflammatory response; positive regulation of ERK1 and ERK2 cascade; cell adhesion. Gene Ontology annotation, molecular function: cytokine receptor activity; hyaluronic acid binding. The coding region runs from base 101 to 1465 and encodes 454 amino acids. Gene Ontology annotation, cellular component: macrophage migration inhibitory factor receptor complex; basolateral plasma membrane; plasma membrane. Lineage: Eukaryota; Metazoa; Chordata; Actinopteri; Characiformes; Acestrorhamphidae.
UCUCACACGCUAAAUUACACCACAACUACUCACACUACUCACACUACUCAAACACUACACGUGCUCCUACUCGUCCUGCACUGAAAUCAGAGCUGUAAUCAUGCAGCACGUCCUGCUCUCGCUGCUCUCGCUCUCCGGAUUACUGACGCUCCAGUUUACCUGGGGUCAAGAAGUUCCAACAAGCAGAUCCAGCUAUGCUGGUGUUGUUCAUCUGGAAGGAAGUGGUCGGUACUCUUUAAACUACCAACAAGCCAAGCAGCUCUGCCAGAACCUGGGCUACAGUUUGGCUACAGAGGAACAAAUAACCGAGGCCUACAACCACGGCCUGAAAACAUGCAGGUAUGGUUGGAUUGAAGGCCAAAAAACAUCCUUUCUUCCAGACGAUGCCCACCCGGACUGCACCCUUAACUCCACUGGAGUCACUUCCCACACCGAGGAGGAAAAUCAACUUUACGAUGUUUACUGCUUCACUCACACAGCUGCACAACCUGAAGAUGAAUACGAUGUUCUAGAUGAAGUGAUCGCUGAUGGAUUUAUAGUAGAUACUAAAGAAACGAGUACAACAUCUGUAACAAAAAGUACUUACUCAACAACUACUACACCUAACAGCCUAAACCUGAGUACCCGUCCAUCUCUAAUGCCCUCUCUGGAGGAAACGAGCAUCACAGCAACAAUCACAGCUUUACCCACAGAUCCUGAAGCAGCUGCAGGAGAACCGGAGAGUAACAGCAGCAGCUCUACCUCAAAGAACUCUGGGAUUACUGAGCAGGAUGCUCCAGAGGAGAUCACCACCAAACAAUCCGUUCAGAACUUCCUGAAUAUGGAGGCAGAAGGAUCCGGUAUGUCUCCAGAGGCUCUGUACAGAAUAAAGACAGAAGAUCCCAGCGCUCCCACCAGUGUUAACACCCCCGUACUGAACCUGCACUCCACCACCCGCCUGAUCUGGAUCCCUGAAGCUGUGGACGGGUCUGGAAUGGAGCCAGAAGGCGCCACCUCCAUCACACCAACCUCUAAAGUACCCCCAAAACCCACGACUGUGGUUGUAGAAGAGCCAGAAGUAGAAGAGGAAAUACAAGUACCAGAUGCUGCAAAUCCAGAAACAACGGCUGAAGCACCAGGCCAGCACAAGGGGCGCAUUAACUUACCUGCAGAUAUAGAACCCACAACCUCAGCUCUGGCAGAAGAGGGAACACCUGCCUGGCUGAUUAUCUUUGCGUUCUGCAUGACUCUCGGCGCCAUUCUCUGCAUAUUCGCCGGCAUCGCCACUAAAGACAUGUGGUACGGGCCGAGUAGGCGGAGUCUGAACGUGGCGGGGGAGGUUGAUGAGAGCAGUAAGGCGGCGACGCUGCCGUUGUCGGAGAAAGAGCAGGAGCUGGUGACGCUGAUGAACGGAGGACAGAAGACUGAUAAAGACUCGGCAGUUAUUUCUGUAGAUGAAGCUCCUGAGAAAGAGUAUCUGAUGUAGCCGACCAAUCACAGGGCUUGGAUCUGAACCGGCGUAGAGAUCACAACCAGAUUAAACCAGGAGCUUCAACUGAGCGUUCAGAGUGAUCCUGAAAUACUCCAUAUCCCAGCAGGCAUUUCAACAGGGAAUCAACAGUGAUGUUACGGUUGAGGUUAAAGUUGAAUCAACAUUGGAUCAGCGCUGAUUUUAUGGUUAAAACAACAACAUUGAAUUAACAUUCAUAUUAUGGUUGAAUCAACAUUGAAUCCAUGUUGAUUUUUUGGUUAAAUCAACACUAAAUUAACUUUAAUGAAUGGAUGAGUCAACAUUGAGUCAACAUUGAUGUUAUGGUUGAAUCAAGGUUAAAUCAAUGUUGAUGUGGUUUAAUUAACAUUGAAUCAACAUUGAUUGUCAUGGUUGAAUUAACGUUGAAUCAAUUUGGUUUAAUGAACAAUGAUGUUAAAGUUGAAUCAAUGUUGAAUCAUCGUUGAUUUUAUAGUUGAAUCAACAUUGAAUUAACAUUGAUGUUAUGGUUGAAUCAACAUGGAUUCAGGUGGUUUCAGGUGGACCUAAAGUUCUAAAGAAUCUUAAAAAGCCUUAAAUGACAUUAAUUAUCAUUAAAACACCUUAAUUUAUUUUAUAAUGUCUUAAAUCCAUCUCUCAAAGACAGAAUAUUUAAUUUCUGUUUUAUUUUCACACAAUACAAAUACAAUAUAAACAAUAGAUUCAAAAUCAUGUUUUUAAAUUAGUAUUGAACCAAUGCAAAAUCGAAUCCUGACGUUAAAGAUCAACGUUUGUUUAAUGUAUUAGAGAUAAAACAUAGAAAUAUAAACGUUGAUUGAACAUGCUGUUGCUGCCUGGGUUGGUAUUUUAAUUAUUAAAAUUUAAAAUUAAUUUAAUUUAUGGCUGUUUAUAAUAUUGAUACAGGAAUCAUAAGUUUACUGUAAAGUUAAUAUUGUUAUUGUGUGAUUUUGUGCUAUUGAAUUAGUAUUAUAUGAAAAGUAUUAAUGUUUUUUACAUUUAGCUUCUCUAUACCUGCAGAUAUCCUGUUCCCAUACAGUGCCUGCGUUACUGAUCACUUUAUCACAGGAAAACCAAACUCUACCAUGUUUUAUUUUUCUUUAUUCGCAGAUUGUUCAUUAUUUUAGGUCAAAAGCUUUAAAUUUGCACAUUUUGCUGCUUUUUUCCCCUAAUUUUCCCCUACUUACCACCGUACAUGUGUUACUGCUGAGCUUUAUUAGGCUACUAAACAAAGCAUUGUAAAUAUAUAUAUCUACAGUAACUGUAAGUACUGUGUACUAUGAGUGAUGUACGAAUACUUUCAGACGAUCGAAUGAUCAAUUGAUCAAAUAUUAAUGAUGAUUAAGUGCUUUUAAUAAAUGCUUUUCUUUGAUGUAAAUAAUAAUAGUAAUAUACUGUGUGCUUUGUAACAUUUUUUUAAAGUUUGUAUUGGAUGCUUUAUUGGAAAUAAAAUACUUUUUAUCACGUUUA